Messenger RNA from Lemur catta (Ring-tailed lemur), 3839 nucleotides. It is a transcript of the gene COL28A1, whose product is annotated as collagen type XXVIII alpha 1 chain. The record is from RefSeq and is a predicted model, not a curated record. NCBI's taxonomy places the organism in Eukaryota, Metazoa, Chordata, Mammalia, Primates, Lemuridae. The transcript is spliced from 35 exons. The coding region runs from base 163 to 3540 and encodes 1125 amino acids. Gene Ontology annotation, molecular function: serine-type endopeptidase inhibitor activity.
AAAGGCAAAUUUUAUUUCCUACAGAGCAGAACAAUAUCAAAUAGCUAACUUCAUCCCCAACAAUUAUCUUUGCUGUUGGCAUUUACACAACCAGUCUUUAAUUCCUGUUUGACAAACAUUAUAAGGUGCUACAAGACAGAUGAUUUUUCACCAUCUACCAUAAUGUGGAACAGACAUUUUGUCUUCUGUCUCCUGCUUUUGCCAGCUUUUAUGAGUCAAACAGCAUAUGGACAAAAAAAGAAAGGACCAAAGCCAAAUUUACUUGCAAGGAAAUAUGACCUCCAGGACUCCAUUUGCUUCAUAGAUAUUGUCUUCAUCGUGGACAGCUCUGAAAGUUCUAAAAUUGCUCUCUUUGAUAAACAGAAAGAUUUUGUGGAUAGCUUGAGUGACAAGAUUUUCCAAAUGACUCCGGGUCGGUCCUUGAAAUAUGACAUCAAACUGGCAGCCCUUCAGUUUAGCAGCUCUGUCCAAAUUGAUCCACCUUUUUCUUCUUGGAAGGACCUUCAGACUUUUAAGCAGAGGGCCAAGUCUAUGAAUUUAAUUGGGCAAGGUACCUUCUCUUAUUAUGCCAUCUCCAAUGCCACUAGACUACUUAAGAGAGAAGGGCGUAAAGGUGGUGUGAAAGUGGCUUUGCUGAUGACUGAUGGCAUCGACCAUCCAAAGAAUCCAGAUGUUCAAAGUAUUUCUGAAGAUGCCAGAAUUUCAGGAAUAUCAUUUAUCACCAUUGGACUUUCCGAUGUAGUCAAUGAAGCCAAACUUCGUUUGAUAUCUGGGGAUUCAUCCAGUGAACCCAUUCUACUGUUGAGUGAUCCAGCCCUUGCAGAUAAAAUUCACGAUCACCUGGAUACCUUAUUUGAAAAGAAGUGCGAACGCAAGAUCUGUGAAUGUGAGAAGGGGGAUCCAGGCGACCCAGGGCCUCCUGGUACACAUGGAAACCCAGGUAUUAAAGGUGAGCGAGGACAAAAAGGAAACCCGGGUGAUGCUCAAAAAGGAGAAACUGGAGAAAGAGGUCCAGGGGGCAUUCCUGGGUAUAAGGGUGACAAGGGUGAACGUGGGGAAUGUGGUAAACCAGGAAUAAAAGGUGACAAAGGAUCCCAAGGGCCGUAUGGACCAAAGGGACCCAGAGGACUUCAGGGCAUUAGUGGACCUCCAGGGGAUCCAGGCCCUAAGGGAUUUCAAGGCAAUAAGGGUGAGCCAGGUCCUCCUGGUCCUUAUGGUCCUCCAGGAGCUCCUGGGAUUGGACAACAAGGCAUUAAGGGAGAAAGAGGCCAAGAAGGAAGACUAGGCGCUCCGGGACCAAUUGGAGUUGGUGAGCCCGGACAGCCAGGUCCCCGUGGGCCCGAGGGAGCACCAGGAGAGAGGGGCUUACCUGGAGAAGGAUUUCCAGGACCAAAGGGUGAAAAAGGUUCUGAAGGACCAAUUGGCCCACAAGGAUUACAAGGCCUGUCAAUCAAAGGGGACAAGGGGGAUUUAGGACCUGUGGGGCCCCAAGGACCAAUUGGCAUGCCUGGAAUUGGGAGUCAAGGGGAACAGGGAAUCCAAGGUCCUGUUGGUCCACCUGGUCCACAAGGGCCGCCAGGACAAGGCUCACCUGGUUCCAAGGGAGAAGUAGGUCAAAUGGGACCUACAGGCCCUAGAGGACCAAUGGGAGUUGGAAUACAAGGUCCAAAGGGGGAGCCAGGCUCAAUAGGGCUCCCAGGACAACCAGGAGUACCAGGAGAAGAUGGAGCUGCAGGGAAGAAGGGAGAAGCCGGGCUUCCGGGAACAAGAGGGCCAGAAGGACUGCCUGGAAAAGGACAGCCUGGCUCCAAGGGUGAUGAAGGAAAGAAAGGGAGCAAAGGAAAUCAAGGACAGAGGGGAUUUCCAGGGCCUGAAGGACCAAAGGGUGAGCCGGGCGUUAUGGGUCCUUUUGGAAUGCCUGGAGCAUCAAUUCCUGGACCACCGGGGCCAAAGGGAGAUAGAGGAGGACCUGGUAUGCCUGGAUUUAAAGGAGAACCUGGACUUUCUAUUCGAGGACCAAAGGGUGCCCAAGGCCCUCGGGGACCAGUGGGUUCUCCAGGACUCAAAGGCGACGGCUAUCCCGGUGUGGCUGGGCCUCGAGGAUUACCAGGACCCCCGGGACCAAUGGGUUUACGUGGAGUGGGAGACACUGGAGCAAAGGGAGAGCCUGGGGUCAGAGGCCCUCCAGGUCCUUCUGGGCCUCGGGGUAUAGGAACCCAAGGGCCAAAGGGUGAUAUUGGGCAGAAAGGCUUGCCUGGCCCUCCUGGACCUCCCGGCUACGGAUCACAAGGAAUUAAAGGGGAACAAGGACCUCGAGGCUUUCCAGGGCCAAAGGGCACCAUGGGCCUUGGCCUCACAGGCCAGAAGGGAGAGCAUGGAGAACGGGGUGAUGUGGGAAAGAAAGGUGACAAAGGGGAAAUCGGAGAGUCCGGAGCCCCAGGGAUGCAGGGGUUACAAGGACCAAAAGGAGACCAAGGACUUACAAAAGAAGAAAUUAUCAAACUUAUUAUUGAAAUAUGUGGUUGUGGGCCCAAAUGCAAAGAGACUCCGCUAGAGCUGCUGUUUGUGAUUGACAGCUCAGAAAGUGUGGGGCCAGAGAACUUCCAGAUCAUCAAAAAUUUUGUGAAGACUCUGGCUGACCGGGUUGCUCUGGACCUUGCCACGGCCCGCAUAGGCAUAAUCAACUACAGCCAUAAGGUGGAGAAGGUGGCCAAUUUGAAGCAGUUCUCCAGCAAGGACGACUUCAAGCUGGCUGUGGACAACAUGCAGUAUCUGGGAGAAGGCACCUACACAGCCACCGCUCUCCAAGCAGCCAAUGACAUGUUCGAGGAUGCGAGGCCAGGCGUUAAGAAGGUGGCCCUGGUCAUCACUGAUGGGCAGACGGAUUCCCGAGAUAAAAGGAAACUGACGGAAGCGGUGAAGAAGGCCAGUGACGCCAAUGUGGAGAUAUUUGUCAUUGGGGUGGUGAAGAAAAAUGACCCCAACUUUGAAAUAUUCCGCAAAGAAAUGAUUCUAAUUGCUACUGACCCAGAGCAUGUUUAUCAAUUUGACGACUUCUUUACCCUGCAAGAUACCCUGAAGAAAAAAUUGUUUACGAAAAUUUGUGAGGAUUUUGAUACCUAUCUCAUUCAAAUUUUUGGUUCAUCAUCACGUCAACCUGGACUUGGGAUAUUGGAGGAAGAACUUGGGGAACCUACUCCAGAGCCUCAAAAUGAAACUUCUGAGUCACCCAGUGUCCCUGGAGGGCAGGAUGAAGAGAAUGAGCUUCCAGAGCCUACCUGGACUGAUGGCCUGCCUGCCACUCUCCCAUCUGAGGCUGCCACCACCCACGGGCCAGUGCUCAUCACCCCAGAGGGUGGGGCGGAGGAUCCUAGAUGUUUGGAAGCCUUGAAGCCUGGGAACUGUGGUGAAUACGUGGUUCGAUGGUAUUAUGACAAACAGGUCAACUCCUGUGCCCGCUUUUGGUUCAGCGGCUGUAACGGCUCAGGAAAUAGAUUCAACAGUGAAAAGGAGUGUCAAGAAAUCUGCAUUCAAGGAUGAGCAAGUAAAUUAACCUGUGUGUUUCAAAAACCUAGAAAGGACCCCUGUAAUUUCAACAUACUCACCCAGUACAAAUGAAGCACCAUAAAUGAGUAUAUACUGAGCAUUUCCAGUUCAUAAAUAUAAUCCAGUUCUUGCCACAACCCUAGGGUGUAAGUAUUAUUAACCACUUAUACAGAUGAGGAAGCUGAGACUCUGGGAAGUUUACUACCUUGUCAACUGACCCAACAAAAAAGUGCCAGAGCUGGGGAUUUGGACUUAGCUGUCCAAAGCCUUAGGGCACAAGCUCUAUCAUCUUC